AAUCGCUCGUGUUGUAACUUUUAUUUAUAAAUCAAAUAACUUCAGUGUUGAUGUAAAGUUUGUGAUGCAAAAAUGAUCGAGUUUUUGGCCACUUUUGGGUUGUUUUAUGUGACGGUGGCGCUACUACCUUUGCUCGGAUUAAGCUAUUUUGUUCUAAACUUCAGUCACAAGCUUUGGAUCUUCACAAUUUCAAUCCUCCACCCCAAUGUCGAGUUUCUUCGCACUAUAACAGUCCGCACCCUGCUUGACACUCACCGCAACCAAGGAAUAAUCUCAGUUUUGCUCUGUGUCAAAGGUCAAGCCCAACCUGGAGCCAUCCGAAGACACCUCCAGGAAGUGGUGCGAAGACGCGACAAAUCGGGUAAUUUAUCAUUCCCGCGUCUACGCCACUGUCUCGUCACCAGGUGCGGAACGUACGCUUGGGAGCGGGGCAAAUUCGACUUGGACCAAAACAUCACAGUGGCCCCUUUGAGUUACAAGGGACGAGCCGUCACUGAAUACAACAUCCAGGAUUACGUGAGCGAAAUCGUGUCGAAAUACCUGCCACAGGGGAUUCCCCCUUGGCAGAUCAUUAUUAUCCCCUCGUCCGAGGACCAACAUUACAUUUUGUUAAAGUUGCAUCACGUUUUGUUAAACGAGGGGUUGAAUAUCGGUGAUUUGUUACCACUAAUUCCCCCAACGAAACAAAAUUUAGGGGUUUUCGUUACGAAAAGUCCCCUAGUUGAGGUGUUGCCCAGACUGGAGGCAAUCCCCAAAUUGAAGCAACGACUAGGGGAGGAAAUCGCCAACUCGUGGAACGAAUUUAUUUCAAAUUAUGACCCACUUGAAUGUACCCAAUUGCUUAAAACGACACCAGGGUUUUUUGAAUUUCAGGCAAUCACGUUGGUAGCACUGGUCUCAACUGUCAAAGAGUGUCGGAGAGGUUUUCGAGUCAUACGGAGUGACGUUUUAUCACGAUGUAAAUUUAUCAUUUUGACGUUUAAACGCGAAUGCAAGAAACGUAAAGUGACAUUUAAAAAUGUCCUAAAGUCGGUUUUAGUGACUUUAGAUCCGAGGAAUCUUGUCAAAUUAUGUGUCAAAUAUGUCGCCAUUUUGGUAACAUGGCCGUUGCGUCUCCAUUUUGUUUUCUAUCGCGAAUUUGUGGCUUUGUAUAAUUGUCUCGUUGUGGGUUACUGUAGUUACAACAAUACCAUUGUUGGUACUUUGUACACUUAUGUACCAUUGGUGUACCAAUGUUUGAGGGAGGUGUCCCAGUAUGUUGGUAUUGUGGUUAAAGCUCCACGUACCAUAAUUGAGGAUAUCCUCCUCCAGAAGGAAUCCUUCCAGACUAUAACUCUCUGUGGGCGAAAAUCAGUCGCAUGGUCCGAUUCUGUCAAAAUUGACCUUUUGAGGUCAAUCUCCAAAGCGACAGGAGUGUCCGAAAUUGAGGUCCUCCUAGCUGCAAUCUCCUCCUGUCUGUCAAAAUAUUUCCUCCAAACCAAGCACCUAAUCCCUGAUUCCCUCCCAAUUUCCCUCAGGAACAUCAACUCGAACUACAUUUUCGGGACUGGCCCCAAUUUGAGGCCCGAGGAUUCAGUCAGCGGCAUUUUAUGCCUCAAUUUACCGAUCCUUGACCCCGAGAAACAAACCUCAACAUUGGAGAAUCUCCUCGAAGUUAAAAAUAAUUUCCGUACAAGUUUAGAAAAACAAGGAUUAUCACACUUGUUGAGUUUGUGUCAAACAAAAUUCGGUUUUUUGACCAAAAUCCUUCCUUUAUCACUACUUUCAGUGUAUUUGCGCUACUUGUCGCGAAAAUACGCCGUUUCGGUGACCGAAUUGACCAGUCGCUACCCCAACGUGAGUCAGAAAACACUCUGGGGACAGGAAGUCACCUCGGUGAUUUACUGGCGCCCUCCACAGGCCAAUUCCAGCGUGUCACUCUGUCUGAAUGAAUACGCCGAUCAUGUCCGAUUGGGGGUUAUGUGUGACUCACAACUCGCCCCCCACCACCCAUUAAUGGCACGAGGCUUCACCGAACACGUCUACGAACUCGCACGAGCGGUCGCCGUACUACCAACACAAUAAAAGUCUC
Messenger RNA from Tribolium madens (black flour beetle), 2071 nucleotides. RefSeq lists its product as uncharacterized. NCBI's taxonomy places the organism in Eukaryota, Metazoa, Arthropoda, Insecta, Coleoptera, Tenebrionidae. Gene Ontology annotation, biological process: triglyceride biosynthetic process. Bases 73 to 2064 code for a protein of 663 amino acids. Gene Ontology annotation, cellular component: plasma membrane. Gene Ontology annotation, molecular function: long-chain-alcohol O-fatty-acyltransferase activity; diacylglycerol O-acyltransferase activity. The record is from RefSeq and is a predicted model, not a curated record. The transcript is spliced from 5 exons.